Prunus armeniaca (apricot) is the source of this 240-nucleotide messenger RNA. The record is from the annotation of a GenBank genome assembly. Lineage: Eukaryota; Viridiplantae; Streptophyta; Magnoliopsida; Rosales; Rosaceae.
AUGGAGAAGAUCAGUGGUCCUAAUAGAUAUCUUGCACUCUACUUCGCCUCUGCAAUUGCAAGUUCAGCGAUGAGUUAUUGGUUCAGUGAGGCACCUGCAGUUGGUGCAUCAGGGGCAGUCUUUGGAUUAGUUGGAUCUCUUGCUGUCUUCGUCAUGAGGCAUAGAGGUCUGGUUGGACGUGGCAAAGAAGAUCUACAGCACAUAGCACAUCUCCCCUUCCAAUUUAUGUUGGCUGGAUAA